AUGAAAGGGAUUCCUCCAAAGUACACGAUUGUGGACGUGGACAAACAGUCGAAUCCUUGGAUCUUCUACGUCCAGGUCACGGUGGCGGACGUGACUGCGGUGGGACUCGGCUUGGACAAGAAGGACGCUAAAAGGAAUGCGGCCUCAAAAGUUCUCAACUCGUUUGGGUACAACUUUGUAGUCAAGGAGCCAGAGCCAAGACCCAAAGAAGACAUCACAUCUCAGCAGAUAGAGACUGAUGUUCUUGAGGAGGUCCCCGAGGUUGAUGAGACACAACAGGACCAGGAAUGUUCUGUAGCUCAAGACAACUCAAUCCAGACAGAGGAGACCCAGUCCCCAACAGAGGAGACAUCUGUGGACACAUCUGCUGCUUACCAAGACGAAGCAGCAGAGGUUUUCCUGGAUGGCACUGAGGAGGAGGUUCAGACACCUCCAGAGGAGUUUGUGUUUGUGGAGUCCCUUGAAGACACUGAUACUGAUGGUCUUGAUCAGACAGAACUUCUGAGGGACCAGGAACAGUCACCAGUACUCACACAGACUGUAAGUGAGGAGGUAACGGUUAGUGAUGUUCCCCACGACGCCAGCACAACUGAAGAGACUGAGACAGAGGAGGUUGAGGAGUCACAACAGGACCAGGAAUGUGCUGUUGCUGAAGACUCCAUCCAGACCGAGGCGAUCCAGUCCCAAAUAGACAACACAUCUGUUUUGUCUUCUGCUGCUGCUGCUCAAGACGAAGCAGCAGAGGUUUUCUUAGAUAACCUAGAGGAGGAGGUUCAGACACCUCCCGAAGAGUUUGUGUAUCUAGAAACCUGCGAAGAUACUUCCAAUGAUGGUGUUGAACAAGCAGCACUUCUGGACGUCAUUGAGGAGGAGGUUCAGACACCUCCUGAGGAGAUUGUGUUUGUGGAGUCCCCUGAAGACACUGCUACUGAUUAUGUUGAUCAGGCAGAACUUCUGAGGGACCAGGAACAGUCACCAGUACUCACUAAGACUGUAAGUGAGGAGGUAACGAUUAGUGAUGUUCCCCACGACGCCAGCACAACUCAAGAGACUGGGACUGAUGUUCAUGAGGACGUUGAAGACUCACAACAGGACCAGGGAUGUUCUGUUGCUGAAGGCGAUUUCUUUCAAACGGAGGAGAUCAAGUCCCCGACAAACGACACAUCUGUUUUGUCUUCUGCUGCUUCAACUCAAGACGAAGCAGCGGAGAUUUUCUUAGAUAACAUUGAGGAGGAGGUUCACACACCUCCCGAGGAAUUUGUAUAUCUUGAAACCUCCAAAGACACUUCCACUGAUGGUGUUGCACUUCUGAGUGACCAGGAACAGUCACCAGAAGUCGCACUGACUGAAAACAAAGAGGUAACAGUUCACAAGUUCCUUGAUCAGUCUGAAGAUGACCACACCACAGACUUUGAAGAAACUGUUGGAACCACAGAUGAAAAUGGUCCGACAAGUCCUUUAGAAGACUUGACUCUGAGGGCUCAAGAGACAGUGGUCAAGGACACGGUUCGGGCUAUGUCACAACCUGAUAUUAUCACCGAGGAUGUCGUUGAGUCAUCGGACACGUCUACUGAACCAUGUAGGAUUUCUCCAACUUUCAUAAGAGAGUCCUACUUCAUCACCAACGCACUCACCGAAAAACUGUUCAAACUGGCUGGAUCCAAAGACCACCGUAAAGCCAGUCUGAUGGGAGUCCGUCUGCAUCACAGAAUCAAGCAGCAGCUGGAGUUAGAAGAAAACUCUCAGAUGAAGAUGAAGAACUCAGAGAAAAUCGGUAAAACAGCCGCCAAACGUCUCAUGGCGGAUUAUGGAUCGGCAGCCGCAGUCCUGAGGGCGGCUGUGGAGGACGACACAGCUGCAUUUGAAGCGGCUGCAGCGAAACAUAUAAACGCUGAACUGAGAUCCUUCCAGAAGCGUCCCAAGUCUGCGCUGUCACGGCUCUUCUCCAGGAUGAGGAGAGCCUUCACCUUCUAA
This is a messenger RNA of Knipowitschia caucasica, 1974 nucleotides long. Lineage: Eukaryota; Metazoa; Chordata; Actinopteri; Gobiiformes; Gobiidae. The record is from the annotation of a GenBank genome assembly.